Archocentrus centrarchus (flier cichlid) is the source of this 5117-nucleotide messenger RNA. It is a transcript of the gene hcn1, whose product is annotated as hyperpolarization activated cyclic nucleotide-gated potassium channel 1. Gene Ontology annotation, cellular component: membrane; dendrite; HCN channel complex. The record is from RefSeq and is a predicted model, not a curated record. Lineage: Eukaryota; Metazoa; Chordata; Actinopteri; Cichliformes; Cichlidae. Gene Ontology annotation, molecular function: voltage-gated potassium channel activity. The transcript has 8 exons. Bases 1 to 2823 code for a protein of 940 amino acids. Gene Ontology annotation, biological process: regulation of membrane depolarization; potassium ion transmembrane transport; sodium ion transmembrane transport.
AUGGAAGACAAAUCUAAUUCGUUCUCCAGCAACAAGGAGGAGAAGGCGGAUGGGAAUAAUGUUUUUCAGAGGCAAGACUCGAUACAGAAAAAUAACACGGGGAGCCAGAACAUGAAGGACCAUGGCAACUCAGUGGGCUUCAAGGGGGAGCGGGAAGAAACCAUGGUUGGUUUUGAUGAUCUGGAGGGGGCGUCCAGGCAAUAUGGUUUUAUGCAGAGGCAAUUUGGGGCCAUGAUGCAGCCCGGAGUCAAUAAGUUCUCCUUGCGUAUGUUCGGCAGCCAGAAAGCUGUGGAGAAAGAGCAAGAAAGGGUUCAAACGGCCGGAUACUGGAUCAUUCACCCAUAUAGCGAUUUUAGGUUCUACUGGGACUUGAUAAUGCUCAUCAUGAUGAUGGGGAAUCUAAUCAUCAUUCCUGUGGGAAUAACCUUCUUCUCAGAGCAGACUACCACCACCUGGCUGGUCUUCAAUGUGGCUUCGGACACCAUCUUCCUGGUGGACCUGGUCAUGAACUUCAGAACGGGGAUCGUCAAUGAGGAGAGCUCAGAGAUCAUCCUCGAUCCCAAGGUCAUCAAGAUGAAUUACCUGAAGAGCUGGUUCGUUGUGGACUUCCUUUCCUCCAUUCCGGUGGAUUAUAUAUUUUUGAUAGUGGAGAAAGGCUUUGACUCAGAGGUAUAUAAAACAGCCCGUGCCCUGCGAAUCGUCCGCUUCACCAAGAUCCUCAGUCUUCUGCGUCUGCUAAGAUUGUCCCGACUCAUCAGAUACAUACAUCAGUGGGAGGAGAUUUUCCAUAUGACCUAUGACCUGGCUAGUGCAGUGGUAAGAAUAUUUAAUUUGAUAGGUAUGAUGCUGCUUCUGUGUCACUGGGAUGGCUGUCUCCAGUAUCUGGUGCCUCUGCUGCAAGACUUCCCCCCUGACUGCUGGGUGUCCCUAAAUGGUAUGGUUAACGUUUCUUGGGGUAAGCAGUACUCCUAUGCCCUCUUCAAAGCCAUGAGCCACAUGCUGUGCAUCGGGUACGGUGCCCGGGCACCAGUCAGCAUGUCUGACUUGUGGGUGACUAUGCUGAGUAUGAUUGUAGGUGCCACGUGCUACGCUAUGUUUGUCGGCCAUGCUACAGCUCUAAUCCAGUCACUGGACUCCUCACGUAGGCAGUACCAAGAGAAGUAUAAGCAAGUGGAGCAAUACAUGUCCUUCCACAAGCUUCCAGCAGACAUGCGGCAGAAAAUCCAUGACUACUAUGAGCACCGCUACCAAGGAAAAAUCUUUGAUGAGGAAAACAUCCUGAGUGAACUCAAUGACCCACUCAAAGAGGAAAUUGUCAACUUUAACUGCCGCAAGCUUGUGGCCACCAUGCCUCUGUUUGCCAAUGCAGACCCCAACUUUGUGACGGGGAUGCUGAGCAAAUUGAAGUUUGAAGUUUUUCAGCCCAAUGACUACAUUAUCAGGGAAGGCACUGUGGGGAAGAAGAUGUACUUUAUUCAACAUGGUGUUGCAAGUGUCAUCACCAAGUUUAACAAGGAGAUGAAGCUGACUGAUGGGUCCUACUUUGGAGAGAUCUGUCUGCUCACCAAGGGUAGACGAACAGCGAGUGUGCGUGCAGACACCUAUUGUCGACUCUUCUCCCUCUCUGUCGACCAUUUUAAUGAGGUGCUAGAAGAGUACCCCAUGAUGCGACGUGCUUUUGAAACUGUUGCCAUUGACCGAUUGGACCGCAUCGGGAAGAAGAACUCCUUGCUGCUGCAGAAGUUCCAGAAGGAUCUGAACGCCGGUGUUUUCAACACACAGGAGAACGAGCUACUGAAGCAGAUUAUACGCCAGGACAGGGAGAUGGUAAUGAUGGUGGACCGCAAGCAGUCAGUAACCGGGAUGAACUCAACACCAAUGUCAGGAAAUUCCAUUAUUAACUCACCGGCCCAGCCUCCCUUCUCCACUGCUUUUGGCACCAGUCAGCUACAGCAGUCCUCUGUACCCCUGACCUACAGUGCUUCAGCUAUUGCCAAUGCCUCCGCUGCCCGCAUGAUGCCAGCUGCUGCCGCUGCUGCUGCUGCAGCCCAGGGGCUUUACCAAACUCAAAGUGGCAACCUAAGUUCCUCUUCAACCAACCCACAGACCCCACUUCAGCAGCAAGGCGCAAUCAUGUCGCCCUGCUCCUUCACAGCUGCCAUGUGUAGUCCGCCUGUGCAGACCCCGUUGGCUAGCCGGAGCUUCCAGUAUGGCUCCCCCACAGCUUCCCAGCUGUCACUUAUCCAACAACCCAUUGCCCAACCAUCUCUAUCUACACAGCAACAGCUUGCUCAGCAGCCUGCUGCAUCAACUGCAGCUGCAUCCUCUGCAGCGCAGCAACAACAGCAACAGCAGCAGCAGCAGGCGUCACCUCAGCAGCAGGUCCCUUCACCUCAGCGGGGAGACAUCCACAAGAGCACGCAGGCUCUACAAUCAGGCAGCUUGAGUCGAGACAUCCGACACUUAUCAGCCUCCCAACCAUCACUACCACAUGACACAUCGCUGGGGCCCAGAGCGCAUCCAACCUCAGGAGACUCUCUGGCCUCCAUCGUGCCACCAACAGCAGCGGCGAUCCAGGGAAUGAAUCUACAGAGUGGCAUCCGCACCACUGUGCCCCAGCGGGUUAAUUUAUUCCGCCAGAUGUCGUCAGGAGCCUUGCCCCCUGUGCGCUCGGCUGCAGCAGCAGCAGCAGCUGCAGCAGCAGUGGUAGCAGCAUCGUCAUCCUCAACCCAGCACAGGGAUUCUCCUGGAUCUAGAAGAGAUUCUGUCCUGAGCAGUACAGAGACUGAGCAAGACAAAAUGCGUUUUGCAUCAAAUUUAUGAUCCCAUUUUACCCUUCCUCUCUUUUUUUAAACAAAAAUAUGUUUCAAAUCAUUUUUAAUGGCGAUAGAACAAAAGAGGUAAAAAUGAGGAACUUCUGCAUUUUUUUUCUCUCCAGUUUUCUUCUAAAGUAACCUCAUAGAAAACCUGUAUAUAUAACCCUUGUAUUAUAUUUUAGACAAUUUUGUCUCCCUAUACUUAAGAAUGUAUAUUAUACAGAUACAUGUCCUUUGUUUUAUAUAUAUAUAUAUAUAUAUAUAUAUAUAUAUAUGGAUGUGAAAGUGUGUGUGCACGUGUGUGCACGGGGAUGUGUGUUAGUCUGCAUGGGACCAUGCGAAAAAAAGAUCCACCACCAACAUUGGCAAUGAUAAUUUAAAGCUGUAGUAUAAACAUGAGUCUUCCUUUCUGAGAAAUGUAAAGAAUUAUAUAAAUAUAUAAAUAUAUAAAAUUACUUUUUUUUUUUUUUUCAUUGAUUUUUUUUUUAAAGUGUAAACAUGUGUUGUGGAUUCUCACAAUGACGUUUUCUUUUUCUACUAGAAGAAGAGCAAAAUUAUAUUCUCCUACUCAGCAGCUUUAGCACCACUGUGGAAGAUUAAAUGCAAAUAAUGCUAACCAAUAAUUCAAAAGCACACAAUCAGUCUAUAUCCAUAUCCCUGAAAACUCUCAGAAAUCUCAGAACAAUACUACAAUACUGUAUGUAUCCUGUUGCUGUCCGCAAUGAAAAAUACAGUCCGAUGAGCCACUACAUCCCCACAGAGGCACACACACACAAACCAUGGCAGUGUUAUGGGUCCAAAGGGAAUAGAUAAUAGAAAUGCUGCUUUCUUUGUUUAUUUUGGAGGAAAAUGAAGUGUGUGGACAGAUAUGGACGGAUGUUAUUGUUUUCUAUUUCUGAUUUCUGAUGGCUGAGAUGUUACUUAAUGUUGCUUAAAAUUUCUGUGUAUAUUUAUAGUAUUUAUAAACUAAAGAUUAUCACCAUUAUGCAAUAGACUGUGACAUAAAAAUUACCUAUAUGUGUCCUGUAAAUAGUUUUGUAGAGCUAGUAUUUACAGAUACUGUGUGGUGCAUUCUCUAUCAUAACAAUGUCUUACUUCUAUCAGGAACCUGGAGAUCAUCUAUAAGAGAUAAACAAACCUUAAUGCAAUAGCUAGCACUACUUGAUGCUGAGAAAUGCCUGAUUGAAGGACAUUUAUAAUUCUUUUCUUCUCUCUCUCUUUCUCUCUUUCUGCCUCUCUGUAUACUACCCUUAAUCCUAGUAUAGUUUCUGAUUUAACAUGGAUCGAACAUACAGUAUAUAAUAUUUACCUACAAUACGCAACUUCAUUUCAGAGUCAUCCUAUUAAAAGUAAAUGCUUCUUUUCUAUAACCUUACUUCCAGAUACUGCCAGGGGUCACGUAACACACAACUGGUAUGAACUCUAUGGCUUACGUGUGGAAAUUUGGCUUUCUUUCUUUUAUCUUCUUUGUUUUUUUUGUUUUUUUUUGUAUUUUAUAUAUAGUACCAGUCAAAAAGUUUGGACACACUCACAAUUUUGUGCUAGCCCUGCUCCUGGAGUAAAUCUGUACUGUACGCUGUCCUAUCACAGUUACUGUAGCUGAAGCACAACAUUUAUAGUACAUAUGCUUUAGGUUGAAGACAUCAAGUCACUCGUGUGCAGGAGGACAUUUUCACCAAACUGCUGUAAGUGAGGAAAAAGAAAUGCUGGUUUGCAUUAAGGUUUCUGUCUCAUGUAAAUCCAUUAUGUGGGCUUAGCUACUCUAAACUGACCUGGACUUUGAGGCAUGGAAGUAAGGUUGAGUAAGAAUAUUGGGCACUGUCAAAAAGAAUAUUUUAAACAUUUUAAUCUGAACAAAAUAUUUGAUGACAACUUGUUUCCCUUUAUAUACAACAGGUUGUGCAUUGUGCUUAGGGCCUUAAUGCAGUCUUCUUGAUCAAAUGUCAUGCAGAAUACCUGUUUAGAGUCACAUGGCACCAAACAUCCCAUCAGUUCAAAGUGACUAAGCCCUCAGAGCAACCAUUUUAAAAGAUCGGUCUUCACUACAGGUUGUGUCGAUAGUGUACCAAUACAGUCAACCCACCACGAAAGCAUGCGCUGUCACAAAUACUUAAAAAGAUACUAUCUCAAAAAUGUUGACGUUAAAUGUAAUGUUAGAUUAUGUUUUGUUCAUUGUCUGUCUGCCUAGAUGUUAUCUGUGUGUGAACAGAAGCAUUGACUUUUCACAUGGACAUUCUAAAGUAUUUGUGCCUAAACUAUAGCCAUGUUCCAUCCUUUGUUAUGAGUGUGAGCUUGGUGCAU